This is a messenger RNA of Miscanthus lutarioriparius, 1080 nucleotides long. The record is from the annotation of a GenBank genome assembly. NCBI's taxonomy places the organism in Eukaryota, Viridiplantae, Streptophyta, Magnoliopsida, Poales, Poaceae.
AUGGCUUUCGUGGCGGACCGUGAGGCUGCGGUGAGGGAGGUGGCGCAGGUGUACGAGCUCAUCAAGCUCCAGCAGCCUCCUCUCCUCCUCCACUCGCAGCAGCCACAGCCGUCGACGACCCAGCUGGCGCAGAGCCUCCUCAGCAAGGCGCUGCGAACACUCAACGUCGCCCUUUCCGUCAUGAAGCAGCAGCAGCAGCCUGCUGCUCCUGUGACACCAACAAGCGUCAAAGCUGAGCCUCAUCAGUUCUCGCCGCCCAGCCCGGCGUCUGCUGACUCCCAAGCCGCCAUAGUACCCAGCACGGCAGCAAGCAAGAGGCGCCAAAAGAAGAAGAAGGUUUUUCAACCUCCUAGUUCGAUCGUUGACUGUCGCUUCCAAUGGAAACUGCUGCACGGCAGAUCAUCAGUAGCGAUGGAAGGGAAGAAGAAGACCUCGUCGUCAUGGGCGACGGUAACCGCCGUGCCCUACGACGACGGCUACGAGUGGAGGAAAUACGGCGAGAAGAAGAUCAACGGGACGUUCUUCACGAGGAGCUACUUCCGGUGCACCUACAAGGACGACGCCGGCUGCCAGGCCACCAAGCACGUCCAGCAGAUGGACAACAUUAGCGACGACCCGCCCAUGUUCCACGUCACCUACAACAACGACCACACCUGCAACACUAGUGCCAAAGCCAACACCGGCAGAAGCAGCAGCAACCUCGCUGCAUUGCUAGCAGGCUGCUGCAACAUGAAGCAAGAACCAACUGGGCAUGCUGCUGCGGUGGCGGCGGCCAUGAACAUGAAGCAAGAACCACCGCCGCUGCUGCUGCCUCCUCUGGUGGACCUCCAGCCUUCUGCCUGUUUUCCUCAUGAACAAAUUCCACAGUGCCAAGAGCUGCUGUUUCCUGUAAGUAUGGAGCAGCAGUUCUGUGGUGCUUUUAGAGACGAUGAUAGUGAGAUCCCGUCGGCUACUGGUUCGUGCAUCUCCGGCGAGACCAGCUGGGAUGGGUAUUCUGGGGACAUGCGGCGGCUGAAGAUGACCCUCUCCAUGAUCUCGAGCGUUUCCUCUUCAUGGACUACUAGUACUAUCUGGAUCUGA